AUGGCGGUGUGGGAGCACUUGGACGUUGACCAUGCUCACGUUGCGUACGCAAUCAUUGGGACGUUCUCUGCGGUGUUUUCUCUUGUUUCUCUGUUUGUGAAGGAGAAGCUCUAUAUUGGUGAGGCUACUGUUGCUGCCAUUGCAGGGUUGAUAUUUGGGCCUUACUGCUUGAACUGGUUCACGCCGACAGAGUGGGGCAAUACUGAUCAGAUCACACUGGAGAUUAGUCGUAUCGUGCUUUGUCUACAGAUCUUUGCCGUUGCUGUGGAGUUGCCAAAGAAGUACAUGCUGAGGCACUGGGUGUCUGUGUUUAUGCUGUUAGUGCCUGUGAUGACGUAUGGCUGGCUGGUGAUUGGCGCCUUCAUCUACCUGUUGUUCCCAGGCUUGAACUUCUCGUCCUCUUUAGUUGUGAGUGCUUGUAUAACAGCCACUGACCCCGUGCUUGCGGCAGCAGUGGUUGGUAAGGGUAAAUUUGCCAGAACCAGGGUCCCUGGACACUUGAGAAACCUGCUGAGUGCCGAAUCCGGCUGCAACGACGGUAUGGCCUUUCCUUUCAUCUAUCUGGGUGUCAAUCUCGUUAUCCAUCACGGUAAUGCCCGUGAAAUCGUUAAGGAUUGGAUCUGCGUUACUAUUCUAUACGAGUGCAUCUUAGGUUGUUUCAUGGGUGCGCUGAUUGGUUACCUGUCAAGACAUGCAAUCAAAUUCUGCGAGAGAAAGAAGCUCAUAGAUCGAGAAUCGUUUUUGGCCUUUUACAUAUUCAUCGCUGUGAUGUGUGGUGGGUUUGGUUCAAUAUUGGGCGUGGAUGACUUGCUGGUUUCCUUCGCAGCAGGUGCAGCAUUCUCAUGGGAUGGUUGGUUUGCACGCAAGACUGAAGAAUCCCAUGUCUCUACCGUGAUUGACUUGCUGUUAAAUCUGGCAUAUUUUGUCUACUUUGGUGCCAUCGUUCCAUGGCCUCAGUUCAAUGAUGCGUCAUUGGGUCUAAACGUUUGGAGACUGAUUGUCUUGGCUAUUGUUGUGCUCACUCUCAGAAGAAUCCCUGCUGUUAUGGCUGUGAAAGUUCUCAUUCCAGAUAUAAAGACAUGGAGAGAGGCCAUAUUCUGUGGUCAUUUUGGUCCUAUUGGUGUUGGUGCAGUUUACGCUGCAAUUGUUUCGAGAGCUGCACUUGAAGGUGAACUGACAAGCCAAGCUACACCAACGUCCGAGCUGCCAUCACCAGAUUCGGAGAAUUAUUUGCUGAUUGCAGUGAUUUGGCCAAUAGUUACGUUUCUGAUCAUCUCUUCAAUUAUAGUUCAUGGUUCCUCUGUUGCUGCAAUUGUGUUGGGUAAACAUUUGAACACAAUGAACAUAACAAUGUCCUUCACCACCACUAAUGGUAACUCUUCCAACUGGAUGUCCCGUUUACCGGAGCUGAAGGCAAAUGGGCGUUCAUUUUCCUUGCACAGAAUAGAUACGUUUGCACCAAAGUCAUCUGGUGACGCUGGUCCUUUAUCACAGACCACGACGGUUGAAACCUCUGGUAUACCUGCGAGACCAGCUGGUGGUAUGCGUAUCAAGAAAGCCAAGAAGAGAUUUGGGAAGAAGAAGCUUAAGAGAACAAUCUCUGAGGACUCUGCUGAUUUGGAUAUGGAUAGGGAAAAGAUAAUGAAAGAAAGAGAAGCUAAAGCAGCAGCUUUUGCCCUUGGCUCUCAAAGACCAGCGGAGAAGGAGGAAGAAGAAAAUGAGUACAACAGCUCUACAAAGAUAGGGAUUACUCCUGCGAAUACGGAUGCAGAAACAGUUCCAUUUCCAAGUGCAGAGCCUCAAUAUCCAAUUCACGAAGCAGAUGAACAUACAGAGGGAGUUAACGUCGGCACUUACAAUAUCAAGAGAACUCCAACCAAUGCAUACCAAGAGGGAAAUACACUUAUUGUUGAGGAUCAGCAUGGAGAAAUUAUGGAUACUGCACAUAUGGUGAAUGAUGAUUUGGGAGAUAGAUUGAGGAGAACUCUAUCAGCUGCAUCAUCUGGCAAUUCUCUACUAUCACCUGUCAAGUCAUUAGCACACUCCUUAGAGAGAAUUCCAUCAAGAGAUCGACCAAGUAAGAGAUACGUUGCUUAUAAGACUGGUGAUCACUUGAUUAUUGAGAGUGAAGAUGGUGAAGUUUUGAGAAGAUAUGCCGUUCACCACCAUGGACAGAAAGACGUGAGACCAAGAACUACUUCUCUUAUUGGAGGUGUUGCAGGAAAGGCACUCUCUGUCGUUGGACUGAAGUCCUCUAAUACCAAUGACAGUAAAGCACCUACUGCCCAGAAGGUGAUCCCAUUAUCUCCAUUACAGUUGGAACAAGACCACAGUGAAUCUGAAGAAGAGGAAGAAUCCAGUGUUGAAUUAGAGACCGUUGAUACUAAUACGCAGGGAGAGGGUGAAGAAGAGGAGACUGCUUUUGAACGACAGAGACGUUUGGCUGCGCUGGGUCAUAUCUCAACUCAGCACGAAAGUGAAGACGAAGAAGAAGAUGUGCCACCAAUCACUCCUGUUAGUGUUCAUAGAGGUGGUACUGUUCAUUCGAUUACCCAUGCUCUUAUGCCACAUAUCGGUUCUUCUAGCAACAGCUCACCAUCCAAGGGAACCACACAAGGUGCCACAGUACAAUUCACAGACACCCCAAAGCCAAAAAAGCAUUGA
Messenger RNA from Williopsis jadinii, 2664 nucleotides. It is a transcript of the gene NHA1, whose product is annotated as Nha1p. Gene Ontology annotation, biological process: regulation of membrane potential; proton export across plasma membrane; intracellular potassium ion homeostasis. Gene Ontology annotation, molecular function: sodium:proton antiporter activity. Gene Ontology annotation, cellular component: plasma membrane. The transcript has a single exon. The coding region runs from base 1 to 2664 and encodes 887 amino acids. NCBI's taxonomy places the organism in Eukaryota, Fungi, Ascomycota, Saccharomycetes, Phaffomycetales, Wickerhamomycetaceae. The record is from RefSeq and is a predicted model, not a curated record.